AGCAAUUGAGUUCUGAACUUCUGAGUCUUUAGUAAGAGUGCUUUUAUCACCACCUGGGAGUUUUAAUCGCAUCUCAAGAAUCAUUCGAAAAUUAUUUCCUGUAGAAGAUCUCUACAUACAGCUUUUUCUGUGUUCAUCCUAAAGCCAGCUGCAUCAUAUUUGGCUUCUACAUACAUACCUUUUAAAAGAUAUUAAUGAAUCAGCACCAUGCUGGUCGGAGGCCACGGAUACAGCAAUCCUAACGCGAGCUGGCUGGACAAUCGAGGACUGUGGUUAAGCUACGGAAUCAGCUUUCUAGUGCUGCACCUCUCUCUGCUCAGCAUUCCAUUUAUUUCCACGUCUACCGCGUGGACCUUGACAAACCUCAUCCACAGCCUGUUCCACUUAGUAUUCCUGCAUAUUUUGAAAGGCAGCAUAUGGGACACACAAGAUCAGGGGAGGAGCCGCGAGCUCACUCAGUGGGAGCAAAUAGACAGCGGAGUUCAAUUCACAUCAACAAGGAAGUUCUUCACAGCAGCUCCAGUCAUUAUGUUCCUACUGACCACCUUCUACACAAAGUACGACAACGUCCACUUCAUCAUUAACUUUGUGUCGCUGUUGAUCGUUCUGUUGCCAAAAUUGCCCCAGUUUCACGAAGUGAGAUUGUUCGGCAUUAAUCGCUAUUAGUCUCCAGCACUGUUAUUUUUUUCUGGGAUUAUUUCUCAUUAAACUUAGUUCAAACAAAGCACUCAAUUUCUGUCGUGAUUGAGUGCAUUUGCUUUUUAACCCGUGGCAGUGAGUGUGAAUCCAAACUCAAUCCAAAUUCGUUCAAAAACACCUGAUAUCCCCAUUAGUCACGGCUCAAAUUAGUUUUGACUCUCUCUCUCUCUGAUAACAAUAUCUUUGUUUUCAUGAUUUGGGUUGGUUGGAAUCACAAGUAGUCCCAUUACCGUUGGCAGCUAUUACAGGACUAAUUGUAAGUCUGAUUCAGAUUGUAUUGCAUGCCGUUCACUUGCAGUAAAAUGAAAACUAUUUUUAAUAUACGCGUGCUGAAAUUUAUCACAAGUAUAAACCCUGUGAUUUGUCAAUCAUACAAUGACAUAAAUUGGAAUCGAGUUAAACUAAUCAUCUCUUGUGCUUGUGACUUAAAAAUGUGUUGAGCUAUUUUGCUAAUUAUACUCAAUUAACCAAUAAACAAAUGUUCAAACAAA
Messenger RNA from Cloeon dipterum, 1190 nucleotides. It is a transcript of the gene ORMDL, whose product is annotated as Orosomucoid 1-like. Gene Ontology annotation, cellular component: endoplasmic reticulum membrane. The record is from RefSeq and is a predicted model, not a curated record. The transcript has 4 exons. Bases 208 to 666 code for a protein of 152 amino acids. Gene Ontology annotation, biological process: intracellular sphingolipid homeostasis; sphingolipid biosynthetic process; ceramide metabolic process. Lineage: Eukaryota; Metazoa; Arthropoda; Insecta; Ephemeroptera; Baetidae.